UAUUGCUUAAUUUUACUAGAAAACGCGCAUUUUUCAAUUGUCGCUAUACAAUAUAAGAGAUUUUUUUGUGUGAAAUCGUUUACAUUAUAAUAUUUAUUGUGUAUACAAGGAAAAUAUUCGUAUAACUUCUGAAAGUUAUUAGAAAACAAAAAUGGAAUUAAAAUGCUCUAUCAAGAAUUAUGCAUGGGGAAAGCAAGGUAUAGAUAGUAUAGUUGCUGGACUUGUGAAAGCAUCAGAUCCAGAUUUUGUUCCAAAAGACAAUGUACCAUAUGCUGAACUAUGGAUGGGUACACAUCCUAAUGGUCCAUCUUUUUUGAAAGAUACACAGCAAUCAUUGGAUGAUUACAUUCAACAAAAUAGCUCUGUUCUGGGUAGUGCAGUACAAAAAAUGUAUGGUACAAAUUUACCUUUUCUAUUCAAAGUUCUAUCUAUCAAAAAAGCUUUGUCAAUUCAGGUGCAUCCUAAUAAGGAACAAGCAGAAGAAUUACACCGAACACAACCAACCAUUUACAGAGAUAAUAAUCAUAAGCCUGAACUGACAAUUGCUUUAACUCCUUUUGAAGCACUUUGUGGAUUUCGUCCAAUUGCUGAAAUAAAAAGUUAUUUAAGAUCCAUCCCAGAAUUCAGAAAUUGUAUUGGCGAAAAUAAAAUCAUAAAUUUAAUGUCAAGUGAUGAAGUUAAUAUUAAAACUGCUUUGAAAAGUUGCUUUUCAAGUCUUAUGGCACAAGAACCUGAAAUUGUUGCACAACAAUUGAGAAAAUUGCUUGAAAGAUUAUCUAAUCUUGAUAAAACUAUGAGACAAAUGUUAAAUGCAAGCCUUUUUGAACAAUUAUAUUCCGAUUAUCCUGGUGACGUUGGAUGUUUUGGAAUUUAUUUAUUCAAUUAUAUCACUUUACAACCAGGAGAAGCCAUGUAUUUAGGAGCUAAUGAGCCACAUGCAUAUCUGUUUGGUGAUUGCAUAGAAUGUAUGGCUUGUUCAGAUAACGUUGUGAGAGCAGGAUUGACUCCUAAAAUGAAAGAUGUUGAAAUUCUUGUUGAUAUGUUGUCUUAUGUUUGUGAACCAGUAACAGCAAAAAAAUUUCAAGCUGUAAGAGAAGAUGAGUGUACAGAAGUUUUUAGACCUCCAAUACCAGAUUUUGCCAUAGCUAAGAUUAUGAUUUCUCCUGGAAAAGCAACAUAUAAUCUUAUUCCACGAAAUACUGCAAGUAUUUUAAUUGUAAUUAAUGGAAAAGGUGAAAUUCCAGUUUCACAAAUCCUCAAUAAUGGAUCUAUUUUAUUUAUACCAGCAAAUGAAAGUCUCAAUAUCAAGAUUUCAUAUGGUUGCCACCCAAUGCUGAUGUUCCAAGCAUUUGUUAAUACUUGUUAUAAAUAAUUCAACCAAUU
Messenger RNA from Phymastichus coffea, 1383 nucleotides. It is a transcript of the gene Mpi, whose product is annotated as mannose-6-phosphate isomerase. Gene Ontology annotation, molecular function: mannose-6-phosphate isomerase activity; zinc ion binding. Lineage: Eukaryota; Metazoa; Arthropoda; Insecta; Hymenoptera; Eulophidae. Gene Ontology annotation, cellular component: cytosol. Bases 152 to 1372 code for a protein of 406 amino acids. The record is from RefSeq and is a predicted model, not a curated record. Gene Ontology annotation, biological process: carbohydrate metabolic process; GDP-mannose biosynthetic process. The transcript has 6 exons.